This is a messenger RNA of Saitoella complicata NRRL Y-17804, 1005 nucleotides long. Its product is annotated as FMN-linked oxidoreductase. Lineage: Eukaryota; Fungi; Ascomycota; Saitoellomycetes; Saitoellales; Saitoellaceae. The annotation marks the transcript as partial. Gene Ontology annotation, molecular function: tRNA dihydrouridine synthase activity; flavin adenine dinucleotide binding. Gene Ontology annotation, biological process: tRNA processing. The record is from RefSeq and is a predicted model, not a curated record. The transcript has 2 exons.
GUUUGUUUACACGUACGACCGAGCUGCAGCAACUUUGCAUGACCGCAGAACCAUGACAACAAGACGGGUUCUAUGGUGAAUGCUAAAAACAACUGUUAUGCAAACGUUUUAUCUUUUGUCAGUAAUUGUAACCCCUUUCAAUGUAUACUCCGGGACUUUGCUCUCGAUAUCUUCGUUACAGGGCAAGCUUUUGUUUUGUCCCACUCGUUAUCCAGCGUCAACACGCCAAUCGCUCAUUUCAGCCUUUGCUGAGCCCCUCAACAUGUCUCUACGUGCUGAAGACCUCCAAUAUGUGGUCGCGCCCAUGAUCAACCAAUCUGACCUCCCCUUUCGAGCCCUCUGCGUCGCUCACGGCGCAACCUCCACAUAUACGGAAAUGCUCGACCCAGCACGGCUUACCUCGGACAUCGGAUAUCGCGAGUUCCAUCUACGGUCACUACAACUUGAGAAAGCCGCGGGUCUCGGUCGACCGGUGCUUGUACAGGUGCAGGGGAAUGAUCCAGAGACCGUCGUGAAGGGUGCAAGAGAAAUCGCUCCAUGGGCAGACGCGAUCGACCUCAACCUCGGCUGUCCCCAAAAACGCGCUCGAGAGGGGCACUACGGCGGCUACCUCCUCCCCAAAAAAGACUGGCCACUCAUUGAGUCCGUAGUCUCCGCCAUGUCACACUCACUUACCCCACCAACGACCACGAAGGUGCGGCUGUGUAACCCGGUGAGCCAAACGCCAGAGUUGUGUGAAAGGUUGAUUGCAGCGGGAACGGGUUUGAUUGCGAUUCACCCACGGCAUGUGGCGGAGAGUCGGAGGAGGGCCGGGGUGCCGGAUAUGGACGCCGUACGUUUAUGCGUAGCACAGAUCGAUCAUGCCGUUCCGGUGUUGUUGAACGGUGGGACCCGAUCAUUCGCACACCUCGCGACGAAUAGGGCGGCGACGGGGGUGGACGGUGUGAUGGUCGGUGAGGCUGUGCUUGACAAUCCACUGCUGUUUGAGGCUCGGAUACCGGAUCC